AUGGCGCCUACUUCGAAAUUGGGCCGUGGCAAAGCAUUGAAAAAUCAAACUAAGGAAGUACUGCAUAAAAUAUACACAUAUUUCGAGACAGAGAUAGAAAGAGACCCGAAUUCGACAGUGACGGCCGCGCAGUUGGUAGCACACUCGACCGGCGUGUCAACUACGGCUAUCAAACGGCUGCUCUCCGAAUACAAUGACAAAGUCACAGUGAAGAAAGAACACUCUACGACCACCAAGAGAAAAAUCAAAAAGGUCAUAACUUCGGACGACUUUGAUAGCCCGGCAAUACGGAAAGUAAUCCAUGGAUUUUAUAACAGAGACGAAGAAUUCCCUGUUAUGAAAGAUUUAUACUUAAUAAUGAAGGGCGAUAUCGACUAUCAAAGGUCACUAUGCACUUUGAGAAGAGACGUCGCGAAAUUAGGGUUCAAAUGGAUGGAGAAAGAAGACAAUAAUAGUAUAUUGAUAGAAAAACACGAAUUAAGGUUUGCAAGAGUGCAGUAUUUGACACGAAUUGAAAAUUAUAGAGCUCAAGGACGGAAUAUAGUUUACACCGGAGAGGUAGCUAUUGAAAGCAGCAGAAUCUCUUCAAAACCUAAACCCGAUGGCAGCUCAAUAAUGCUGAAACAACCGGCAAAGUCUAGACUUAUACUUUUACUGGCUGGAGACCAAAGUGAAGUUUACAAAGAUACUUUAUUCAUGUACGAUGGAAACAAGAGAGACGUUAAUGAAAGUGAGUGCAAAAAGGAGAAUUUUGAGCAAAUGGAAAAGUGGUUUAAAUACCAUGUGAUACCGACGUUGAAAGCAAAUAGUGUAGUGGUUGUCGAUGGGGGCUCAGCGUACCACAACCGUGUUUCGAACCCGGUUCCCCAUUCUAACUCGAAACGGAAAGAAAUGAUGGACUAUUUAACCGCGCGAAAUGUGCCGUUUACGGAGAAUAUGUACAAGUCACAGUUGUACCAAUUAGUGCAAACACAUAAGGACAAAUUUCUUGAUUACAAGACGGACGCCUUACUAAGAGAACAGGGACAUAUAGUUCUACGAUUGCCUCCUCAUCACAAGGAACUCAGUCCCAUUAAAAAUAUCUUAACUCUAGUGAGAAAUUACGUAGGGCAAAACCGAAGAAUGAGUAUGGAGAGUGUCAUGAAAAUUUCCAAAGAGAAAGUUUUGUCUUUUCACAAUGAAGACUGGAAUAUAGCGUGUAGAGAAGUGGAAGCUGAAGAGAAUAAUCUAAAAGCAACUGAUAAACUCAUAGAUGAGAUUUCUGAAUCUUCUAUCAAAAAGAUCGAGGGGGAUUCGGAAGUAAGUGAUCAAGAAGAAAUAGACUCUGAUUCAGAUAGUGAUUAG
Pectinophora gossypiella (pink bollworm) is the source of this 1344-nucleotide messenger RNA. RefSeq lists its product as uncharacterized. The record is from RefSeq and is a predicted model, not a curated record. Gene Ontology annotation, molecular function: nucleic acid binding. Lineage: Eukaryota; Metazoa; Arthropoda; Insecta; Lepidoptera; Gelechiidae. The transcript has a single exon. Bases 1 to 1344 code for a protein of 447 amino acids.